UUGAUUUGAUUUGAGGUCCGAGAAGCCGAAGAUUCCACCGGAAGUAGUAUUCUUGUUUACAGCAGUUAGCUAAAGUGUUAGCUAGUUAGCAAAGUAGCUACCGGUAGAUAUAUCUAGCUAACAUAAAAGAGGAAGAUGAGCAGCUCGGAGGAGGUGUCAUGGAUCUCCUGGUUCUGUGGCCUGAGGGGGAAUGAGUUUUUCUGUGAGGUUGAUGAGGACUACAUUCAGGACAAGUUUAACCUGACAGGGCUCAAUGAGCAGGUGCCUCACUACCGCCAGGCCCUUGACAUGAUCCUGGACCUGGAGCCAGAUGAGGAGUUGGAAGACAACCCCAACCAGAGUGACCUGAUAGAGCAGGCUGCAGAGAUGCUGUACGGGCUGAUCCACGCACGCUACAUCCUCACCAACAGAGGCAUCGCUCAGAUGCUGGAUAAGUACCAACAAGGGGACUUUGGCUAUUGCCCAAGAGUGUACUGUGAGAAUCAACCCAUGCUUCCUAUUGGUCUGUCAGACAUCCCAGGUGAGGCAAUGGUGAAGCUGUAUUGUCCAAAGUGCAUGGAUGUGUACACCCCCAAGUCCUCUCGGCACCACCACACGGACGGGGCCUACUUCGGGACAGGCUUCCCCCACAUGCUAUUUAUGGUGCACCCAGAGUACCGGCCAAAACGACCUGCCAACCAGUUUGUGCCAAGGCUAUAUGGCUUCAAGAUCCACCCCAUGGCUUAUCAACUCCAACUCCAGGCUGCCUCCAGCUUCAAGAGUCCUGUGAAGGCUAUUCGCUAGAACUUACACACCCGGCUGGGAAAGAGACAUUUUGACUUGGUUGGAAUGAAAGCAGUGGAUUAUGUAGCUCAAUAAAGGCUUGUUAAAAACACAUUAUGACAGAUACAAUACAUACAUGUAGAUCAGGGAUGGGAAACUACAGUCAUCUUGGGUCGCAGUAUUACCCCAUUCAUAGCAAACACAGCUGACACAUUGUAUUCUAAACUGAGGAUCAUGCUUAGUUAAUUAUUGGAGUCAGGUGUGUUAGCUGCAGCAAAAAUAUCACACCAAUCAGGCCCCAGAAGGACUGGAGUUGACCAUCCCUGAUGUAGUUAGAUGUCAACGUCCGGACCAGGCCAUCAUCUGUUACACAGGAUGCUCUUUGGUGAUUGGCUCCCUCUGUGCUUUAGCCUAUCAUAACCCUACUGACUACAAUCGUGCAACUCUUCCCCUCUCCUUGACAGGACCCAAUCUUUCAAACCUUUUUUCAGUUUGGCUCGCUAAGGCAGGGUUUUCCAAACUCAGUCCUGAGGCCCCCCCCAGGUGCACCUUUUGUUUUUUGCCCAAUUCUGAUCUUUUGCCCACGUAUUGUCAAAAGAGCUGAUGUGAUUGGUCAGAGUUGGGCAGCCUGUGUGAGCACAUCCCAAUACCUGUUUUCACACUAUCAUGCUGACCUGCAAAGUAUUGGGCUGGCUCAGAUACAUUCUCUACAUGGUUUCCUUUCCCGCAUGGUUCCAUUACCGAGGGUGGACACGUAACUUAGCAGUGUGAAAAGGCUGAUAUAAAACGAUCUUCAAUGAUUGUUCAUAUCCAGAUGAUUGGCUGAGAAUCCAAUUAACAACCAGUUUGAUAUGUAUGAUAGAUUCCCUAGAGAAUGGAUGCUGCACAAAUUGAAUUUAAGACGGAGUUUAUUAGAUGUAUAAGAUGUGUUCUCAGGGUGAAGGGCAACAUGGGUUUGCUUUGUGCUGACAUAAAACACCAGUGCUGGAACACUCACUGUCCCAAAGUGAAAAUGUUCGGGCCACUUAAGCCAUCAUUAGUUGUGAACAUGUCCAUGACAGAGCAGAGUUGUCUCUUGACUGGACAUUGAGACACAUGGUUUCUCUUGACUGGACACUGAGACGCAUGGUUUCUCUUGACUGGACACUGAGACGCAUGGUUUCUCUUGACUGGACACUGAGACGCAUGGUUUCUCUUGACUGGACACUGAGACGCACGGUUUCUCUUGACUGGACACUGAGACGCACGGUUUCUCUUGACUGGACACUGAGACGCAUGGUUUCUCUUGACUGGACACUGAGACGCAUGGUUUCUCUUGACUGGACACUGAGACGCAUGGUUUCUCUUGACUGGACACAGA
Molecule: messenger RNA, 2122 nt
Organism: Oncorhynchus mykiss (rainbow trout)
Lineage: Eukaryota; Metazoa; Chordata; Actinopteri; Salmoniformes; Salmonidae
Product: casein kinase II subunit beta
Cellular component (GO): protein kinase CK2 complex; cytoplasm
Molecular function (GO): protein kinase regulator activity
Source: RefSeq, a predicted model, not a curated record